Molecule: messenger RNA, 1455 nt
Organism: Lachancea fermentati
Lineage: Eukaryota; Fungi; Ascomycota; Saccharomycetes; Saccharomycetales; Saccharomycetaceae
Source: the annotation of a GenBank genome assembly
AUGUUUUUUGUAUCCAAGCGAAAAAUUAAGUUCCUAGUGCUUGUUGCGUUUAUCGUGUUAGUUGUUACACUUCUCGCUAAUGUGAUAGUUCAAUUUCAAUUGAAUAAGGAAAUAAAGCAUUACAAAAAGCUAUUCGUGAAAGACAAGGACAAUCUUCAUGACCUCUAUGACCCUCUUAAUAUCAAACAAAUACCUUCAGAAACGAUUGAAGAGCUAUAUUCCUUUCAGAGAAAACAAGCUGAACAGAACAAUAAACCUAUAGACUGGAACAGUUUCGCGUACGUCAACUACGUUACGGAUGAGGAUUAUUUAUGUAAUACCCUCUUACAAUUUCGUGCUUUGAAGCAAGGGGGCACGAAAGCUAAACUUCUUCUUCUUAUAUCUGAUGAUAUGCUGAAUGAUGAAGAAGUAUCGAAAAAGGAUCGAACGACAAAAUUAUUAGACAAUUUGAGGGAUAUUGCACCAAAUCAAGUUAUUAUAAGACCGGUUCAGAAUAUUCUAAAGCCAAAUGACUUUACACCUUGGGGUAAAAGCUUUACCAAGCUUCUGGUUUUCAAUCAAACUGAUUUCGACCGGGUUGUAUACUUGGACAAUGAUGCCACGGUGCGUGAUACGAUGGAUGAACUCUUUUUCUUGCCUUCUUACAUAAAAUUCGCCGCCCCUGUCACUUAUUGGGACCUUUCAGAGGAUGACAUGGAAAAUGCAUAUCAUGAAGUUCAGAAGGAAGAAAAAUGGCCUAUUUCACUUGAUAAGUAUUUGGCGCCAUUAUCUAAAAGAGUCAAAGAUGGUCUUCAGAUUUACAACCAUUUGCCCAAUCUUCCUCCUUCCCUGUUUUUCAAUUCCAAAAACAUCGCUCAAGAAAUAAUACAAUCAACAUCCUCUGCAUCACCAUUGUUUAACUUUCAUCACAGAAAGAACAGACAGAAACUGAUAUUCGCCACUAAUCUAAUGGUUAUAAAACCCGAUCAGAAGACUUUUAAAACAAUUACAAAUGAUGCUUUGCCUAAAUGUUUACGGAAAAAGGAGAAGUAUGAUAUGGAUUUAAUAAAUGAGGAGUUGUACAAUUUGAAGAAAAUGAUUUAUUAUCAAUUCAAACUAUUUCGGAAGCUCAAAAGUUAUUUUGUGCCUGAGGUAGUCGUACUUCCCUUUGCCAAAUAUGGUCUACUCACAGGCUCGAUUCGCAAUAAAUUCCACCACAAACUGAUGUAUAAUGAUGUCAUUGGCUACAAGAAAAGUACGGACGAGAAGUCAACUGUUUCUCUAAAAACCAUUAUAGAUCAAUGUAAGUACAUCCACUUCUCUGAUUACCCAACUGGGAAGCCAUGGGUUUACGAGUCCUUAGAAGGUUUCAAGUGUACUGUUGGUAAUGAAAAAUACCCAGAUGAGGAAAUGUGUGAUGUCUGGAACUCUGUAUUUGAGGAGGAUGCUAAUACCAGGGCAGCAGUUUGUCACUAA